AUGAGGUUUCACGACGUGCAAACUUCUCGUCGAUUCUCCUUCGCCCACAAUCCUCGAGCACUCCGGUCCACUCUUCGCGAUAAUGGAAGAAGCCCUUUUCUCAUUGGAGCUGUCAUGUUGUUAAUAUGUCAAAAUAUCACAAUUGCUGACGAAGUACCGGCAUUCUUCUUGAAAAUCGCAAAAAUCCCUACUCUGCCUAGAGUUGGUCGAAGCGGAAGGUUCGAAGAUUUUUUUUAUAAAGCUGAGAAACAUAUUCCUCGAAUUGGUAGAAGCAGUCAAUACAAGUCAACCAACCCCUUAUUGCUGCAAGACGAACAAGAAACUUACUCUGAUUUAACUAAAAGGCGUAUAGAUUAUCCUUCAAAAGUUGAAGAAUGGACUUGGCAGAAUUUUCCUCUAGCAAUCGAAGGUCCAAAGGAAUUAUGGCGAGCAUUAGCUGGAUAUUCAAGGGACGGUAGCGAUGAUAUCGAAAAUGAAGUCUGGCAGAGGAAGAAAAGGACUGGAUCAGCAACCGCACAAGAAAAAUAG
Molecule: messenger RNA, 528 nt
Organism: Cyphomyrmex costatus
Lineage: Eukaryota; Metazoa; Arthropoda; Insecta; Hymenoptera; Formicidae
Gene: Eth
Product: ecdysis triggering hormone
Exons: 5
Coding region: 1-528 (175 amino acids)
Source: RefSeq, a predicted model, not a curated record